Molecule: messenger RNA, 864 nt
Organism: Geodia barretti
Lineage: Eukaryota; Metazoa; Porifera; Demospongiae; Tetractinellida; Geodiidae
Source: the annotation of a GenBank genome assembly
AUGGUGCUGUUUCAGGAAGACCUGCCGCCCCACGAGGGCGCCAACGAUGCCAACCGGCGGCGCGCCGCGCGGGUGCUGGCGACCCUGGAAGCCAUCGACAACCGGUUCCUCGGACCCGACCGGAAGCCCUUCGCGCUCACCUCCCCGGCAUCCUAUGACCUGACGGAAUUCAGCCGCACCGGCCGCAAACGCUUUCCGCACGUACCGUGUCUCAACGAGCCCGAGCGGGCGUUUCGCGCCAUCCGCGCGGUCAUGGACUACCGCAGGAAUGCCCGGGAGGCCGAGCCGGUGACGGCGCAGCCCCUGCCGGAUUCCUUGACGGCCCGCGUCGAAAUACUCAGAGAACGGUCCGCAGGGUCCACCGCCGCCUUUCCCCUCACCGAGCCGGACUCCAAGGAGCUGGUGGGGGCCUUCGGGAUUCCCCUGAUCGAGGAAGGACUGGCGCGCACCGAGCAGGAAGCGCAGGACAUCGCCGAGCGCAUCGGCUUUCCGGUGGUGGUCAAGGGAGUGGCCGCGAACCUCACGCACAAGAGCGACGCCGGGGCCGUGCGCGUCAAUGUGGGCGACGCGGCAGGAAUCCAACAGGCCUGCCGGGACAUCGUGCGCAACGUAGCGGCCUACGACCCGGACAUCCGCCUGGACGGAUGGCUGGUGGCAAGGAUGGCCCCGGCCGGGCUCGAGCUGGUGCUGGGAAUGCAGCGGGACCCGGAGAUGGGCCCCGUGGUGAUGUUCGGGGCCGGCGGGGUAUGGCUGGAGCUCAUGAAGGAUGUGGCGUUCGGGCCGCCCGGGUUGAGCCGCGACGGCGCGGCCCGACUCAUCGACUCCACCCGCAUCGGCCGGCUGCUGGACGGGAUACCGCGGUGA